Rosa rugosa (rugosa rose) is the source of this 1107-nucleotide messenger RNA. RefSeq names its product probable F-box protein At1g44080. The coding region runs from base 1 to 1107 and encodes 368 amino acids. The transcript has a single exon. Lineage: Eukaryota; Viridiplantae; Streptophyta; Magnoliopsida; Rosales; Rosaceae. Gene Ontology annotation, molecular function: protein binding. The record is from RefSeq and is a predicted model, not a curated record.
AUGGUAGAGGCAGUCGUAUUUGAAUCACACCAAAUAAAAAGGAAAGAAGCCUCAGUUUCUGCAGGUUGGGCAUGGCUUCCAAGUGAGCUUUUGGAAUUGAUACUAGACAAAUUGGUACUCAUCUGUGACUACAUCCAGUUCGGUGCAGUUUGCAAGCAUUGGCAAUCCGCCGCUAAACAACAUAAACAGCAAUGGAUGAAAUUUUGUCACAAACAGCUUCCUAUGCUGAUGCAGAUUACUAGAAACCGCAACAAAAGCAAUGCUGCCUUCUUUAGUAUCUCGCAGGGAGGUAUGCUAAGGCAGUUGAGCUAUGUACCUCAUUACAACAAAAAGGGAGUUGAAUUAUAUUCCUCCCAUGGUUGGUUAGCUUAUAAUGACAAGUUGGUUCUGACCUUCUUGAACCCUUUUACUGGAGAUACUAUUAGCCUUCCACCAAUUAUAGAACCUACCGAUGCAGUACAAGAUAUAUUGGAUUCUCCCUCUACGCGCAUUUAUCAGGUUGCAUUGUCGGCUGACCCUUGUUUGAAUCCCAAUGUUUAUGAGGUUCUAGUACAAUAUUGGCUUUAUCCUCAAACCCUUCUAGCUCAUUUUAAUUCAGCAGAUGCUACUUGGACUCAAAUAGGUGAUACAUCGUUAGCGUUGAACGUUCUUGAUGCACUUUAUUAUAAAGGCCAGUUUGUUGCUCUUACCGUGUUCAAUGAGGAAUUUCCCUCUAUCUAUGUCAGCGGCAUUACAACUACAUACCAACAGUCUGCUCUAGGUACAGCUAGGAAAUAUAUUGUGGAAUCGUCCGCGGGAGACUUAUUGUUGGUUAGGAUAAAAGGAUUUGAGUCUGAUGAGAAGAGCAUACAAGUUUACAAGUUGUUGCGUGCUGCUAGGGGUAGACCCAAAUGGGUAGAGAUUGAGAGUAUCGGAACUGAUGUUCUGUUUUUGGGUGGAGGAGAACCUAUUUGCGUCUCUGCUUUAGAGUUUCCAGAAUGUCAUCCAAAUUCCAUAUACUUCACGGAUGGUGUCUUCUACUUAGAAAACAGAAGAAUGGAAAGGCAUAACUGCGUGAAUAAACACAAGGAACGGACACUAUUAUGGAUUUUGCCCACUAUUGUGUGA